GAGAGUUGCAAAGUUCCGUCGGAAUCGGAAGCUGGUUUGGCAGUGAUGCAGUGCAGCCUUUGGGCCAACUUCCAAGUGAUUACCCGCGAGUAACUACAGCCUCUGGGCCGUUGCAACCAUAAUUGUGCAAUUGUAUCGACUCUGAUGCACAAAUCUUAAUCCAAAACCAAAGCGAGUUUGUUACACGGUUUAGCGUUAUUUUAGAUUCUAAGUUAUCAAUAAGCACAGUGGAUUCGGACUAUGGAUAUGUCCAGCGCCAACUCGUUGCGGCCCCUUUUCGCGGGGUAUCCCUUUCAAGGACAAGGUCGUGUGAACCAGCUCGGGGGCGUCUUUAUCAAUGGUCGCCCGCUGCCCAAUCACAUUCGCCUGAAGAUCGUGGAAAUGGCGGCCAGUGGAGUUCGGCCCUGUGUGAUCUCCCGCCAGCUCCGCGUCUCCCACGGCUGCGUAUCGAAGAUUCUGAACCGAUACCAGGAGACGGGCUCCAUUAGACCCGGCGUGAUAGGGGGAUCCAAGCCCAAGGUGACCUCGCCGGAGAUCGAAACGCGGAUCGACGAGCUGCGAAAGGAGAACCCUGGAAUAUUCAGUUGGGAGAUACGCGAGAAGCUGAUCAAGGAGGGCUUUGCGGAUCCCCCGUCAACGUCAUCUAUCAGUCGCCUAUUGCGGGGAAACGAUCGAGGCAGCGAAGAUGGUCGGAAGGACUAUACUAUCCAUGGAAUUCUUGGAGGCCGCGACUCUGACAUAAGUGAUACGGAGUCGGAGCCUGGGAUUCCGCUGAAACGCAAACAGCGUCGCUCCCGCACCACCUUCACCGCCGAGCAACUGGAGGCCCUAGAGCGAGCCUUUGCCCGCACCCAAUAUCCGGACGUUUACACCCGGGAGGAGCUGGCCCAGACCACGGCCCUGACCGAGGCUCGCAUCCAAGUGUGGUUCUCCAACCGAAGAGCCCGUCUCCGCAAGCACUCAGGAGGCUCGAGCUCCGGUCUAUCGCCCAUGAACAGUGGCAGCUCCAGUGUGGGAGUGGGCGUUGGACCCAGUGGGGCGACGGCGCCUCUGGGCUUCGGCCCCCUGGGCGUAGGCUCUAUGGCAGGCUACAGUCCUGCGCCGGGAACCACCGCAAAUGGAGCCGGCAUGAACGAGGGAGUUCACCACGCCGCCCAUGCCCCCAGUUCCCAUCACAGUGCAGCAGCGGCUGCUGCGGCGGCGCACCAUCACACCCAGAUGGGUGGCUACGACUUGGUCCAGAGUGCGGCGCAGCACGGAUUUCCCGGAGGCUUUGCUCAGCCGGGACACUUUAGCAGUCAGAACUACUACCAUCAAGACUACUCCAAGCUGACCAUUGACGACUUCUCCAAGUUAACCGCCGAUAGCGUCUCAAAGAUCUCGCCCUCGCUUCACCUGAGCGACAACUACUCGAAGCUGGAGACCCCCUCGAACUGGCAGGCCGCCUACCACCUCAACCAGUCGGCGGUGGCCGCCGCCAACUACAAUGCCCACGUGGCCCAGCACCAGCUGAAUGACUAUGCCGCUGCAGCGGCCCACGGAAAUGCGGCGGCCGCUGCUGCCUACAACCACCCUCUGCCGGCGCAGGGUCAGGCCAAGUACUGGUCAUGAGGUAAUGGAUCGUCGUUUCGCGAGCGAGAGCCAUUACAUUUUCGCGUUAGUUUUAUGCAUUUCAAUUAUCAGCAGAGGCACAUGUAGAUGUUAGGCAACUAUUUAAACCCGCAAACGUGAAUAUGGAAAAUAUCGGCUUGGCUAUAAUUUAGAAUUACUUCGCUUACUGCAUGUGCAUUACAUGGCUUUUAUAGGCGCAUUAAGGCUGGCAAC
Messenger RNA from Drosophila subpulchrella, 1824 nucleotides. It is a transcript of the gene gsb-n, whose product is annotated as protein gooseberry-neuro. Gene Ontology annotation, molecular function: RNA polymerase II cis-regulatory region sequence-specific DNA binding; DNA-binding transcription factor activity, RNA polymerase II-specific. The record is from RefSeq and is a predicted model, not a curated record. NCBI's taxonomy places the organism in Eukaryota, Metazoa, Arthropoda, Insecta, Diptera, Drosophilidae. Gene Ontology annotation, biological process: regulation of transcription by RNA polymerase II; anatomical structure development. The coding region runs from base 241 to 1611 and encodes 456 amino acids. The transcript is spliced from 5 exons.